Molecule: messenger RNA, 210 nt
Organism: Adineta ricciae
Lineage: Eukaryota; Metazoa; Rotifera; Eurotatoria; Adinetida; Adinetidae
Source: the annotation of a GenBank genome assembly
AUGCAAACACGACAACAACCACCACAACGAGUACUUCGGCAACAGACACUACGACGAGUACUUCGACCACAGCCACAACGAGUACUUCAACAACAACCAGCACGACGAGUACUUCGACAACAACCACCACAACCACCACAACGAGCACUUCGACAACGACCACCACAACGAGUACUUCGACAACAGCCACAACGACUACUUCGACAAUAA